AUGUCUCCUGAGACUUUACUGAAUAUAGAUUCAUGGAAAGACAUGCUGCUGAGUUCUAAAAUUUAUAAAGAGAGUGUCUGUCUCAUAGCAAUAGAUGAGGCACACAUUAUGGAUUCAUGGGGUGAAACAUUUAGACCUACAUUUGCCAGACUUGGUGAGCUGAGGUCCCAUUUUCCCAGCACACCAUUUUUAAUGUUAACUGCCACAUGCACACAACAUAUCCUGAGGCAAAUUACAACCAGGAUCCACCUACCAAACUUGAUGAUGUUUAGUGCAUCUCCUGACAGGCCAAACAUAUACCUUGAGUGUCAAAGAGCCAGUGACAUUUUCAAAGACCUUCACUGGCUAUUUGAGGAGGUGAAGGAAAAGGGAAUUAAAACGAGAAAGACAUUGAUAUAUGUUAGAAGUUUAAGUAAAGGUGGCUGCCUGUACAGAGACAUAUUAGGUCAUUUGAAAGAGCAUGCCUUCCAUGAGAAAAAGAAAACUCAGCAAAACAGCUAUAUUGCACUUUAUCAUGCUGGGAUGAAUUCCAAAGACUUGAACUAUAUUCUUCAGGAAAUUUCUAAACCAGACAGUGUCAUCAGGAUUGCCAUAUGUACCAUUGCUUUUGGCAUGGGCAUAAACAUUCCUGAUAUUGAUAUUGUAAUUCAUUGGGGUGCUUGUUAUUCUAUUAUGGACUAUUGGCAGGAGGUGGGUAGGGCAGGGCGAGAUGGAAGGGAAGCAAAAGCCUUAUAUUUUAUUACACCGGGAUCACUUUUGCACACAAGUGAUGAUAUGAAGGAGUUGUGUAGAUCAGUAGAGAAGAAGGAAUCCAAGUGUUUUCGGCAUGCUAUCUUAUCUCAUUUUAUUGGCCAUAAAGGCACAUUACAACCAGUUUGCACACUACAGUGCACACAAUGCAAGUGUUCUUUGUGCAAGUGCUGUUAUUUGUGCCAUCAAGAUUGUCCGUGUAGGAAUGACAAAUGAAUGACAAAACAUAGAGGAACCGUCUGUGGAUGAAGCUUUGGGGAUGUAGUCUUGGAUCACCUCUUGAAAGAUAUUCUCUAUUGCCUUCCCCACACUGCCAACUAUUUUGCUGCAUCUUGAUACCUGUGUCUCACUGUACUGUCCAUGGCAGUUCUUCAGAUUGGCUGAAUAGAAGUGGACCAUGUCAAGUCUCCAGUCUUCGAUGAGUUGGUGAUCAUCAUUUUCACGUUCAGCUGAUGUCUGCACCAUAUGAAGGAGACCCCGCCAAACCAUACACCGGUUGUAAUUAAACACAGAAUCUUGGCUCUCUUGUUCUGCCCCUUAAGGCAAAGUCUCAUCAAGGGAGGAGUCAUAGUCAUCAUUCCAGUAGAGGAUUGUGUCAUCCAGAAACCUAGGAUCUUCAGAAUCUGAGGUGGACUCCUGGUCGAGCUGAUUGUCAUCUCCUCUUAUUGCCUGUUGGAUGGACUGCAUGUCAAUAUGAGGCCAAACCAGGUUGAUGACUUGUUCACAAAUGUUCAUAAACAGAUUUUGAACUGCUACUUUAUCUGUAGGAAUGGUUUGACAUAUCUCAUCUAUGUUGUCUAUAUUGAUUCGAAACCCAAACUUGUUUUUUAUCUGGAACAAGGAUCCUUUGUCCCCUACUGUGCUUCCACUAAAGAGACAGUUCAUGGAGUCCUGCAGUACAAUGCACCUCUUGUGAAAGCCUUGGGGACGAGGAAUGAGGCCCUUCAGUUGGUCCGUCUCAUCCUCACUGAAAGCCAUAGAGAGUUUGGCAUCCACCAUCCUCUCCACACUGAGUUGGUCCCCAUGGCAAAGGAUAGGAUACGGCUUUGCAUCCUGAUAAACUGGAAGAUACUUCUGCAAUGUCGGAGUAUUCAUGGCUGUGUGGAGGGAGUUCCACUUCACAGAAUUGUUGAAAGUUGCGCUUCACCAUAGUUUGGACCACAUAUUCCAUCCUUUGCUUUAGAUGUUGCCAAUCAAGGG
This is a messenger RNA of Saccostrea echinata, 1950 nucleotides long. RefSeq names its product ATP-dependent DNA helicase RecQ-like. The coding region runs from base 1 to 966 and encodes 321 amino acids. Gene Ontology annotation, cellular component: cytoplasm; nucleoplasm; nucleus. Gene Ontology annotation, molecular function: four-way junction helicase activity; 3'-5' DNA helicase activity. NCBI's taxonomy places the organism in Eukaryota, Metazoa, Mollusca, Bivalvia, Ostreida, Ostreidae. The transcript is spliced from 9 exons. Gene Ontology annotation, biological process: telomere maintenance; double-strand break repair via homologous recombination. The record is from RefSeq and is a predicted model, not a curated record.